This is a messenger RNA of Rhododendron vialii, 2948 nucleotides long. Its product is annotated as protein EIN4. The coding region runs from base 467 to 2752 and encodes 761 amino acids. NCBI's taxonomy places the organism in Eukaryota, Viridiplantae, Streptophyta, Magnoliopsida, Ericales, Ericaceae. The transcript is spliced from 2 exons. Gene Ontology annotation, molecular function: ethylene receptor activity; ethylene binding; phosphorelay sensor kinase activity. Gene Ontology annotation, cellular component: endoplasmic reticulum membrane; endoplasmic reticulum. Gene Ontology annotation, biological process: phosphorelay signal transduction system; response to ethylene. The record is from RefSeq and is a predicted model, not a curated record.
AAAGACUCAGCCCAAAGAAAACUACCCAGAACAGGUUUCUCUCUCUCGCUCGCUCGCUCGCUCGGUUUGCCUGUUUUUUAUGGGUAAUUUUGAUGCAUAAAAUCAUAUAUUAGGGGUCUAGUUACUGAGUUUAUCUAUAUCCAAUCAAAAUAUUUUUUUUGCAUACAAGUCCACCUCAACGAAAUUUACAUGAUGAUGAACAGUUCGGAUCACGUUGGCUUGUAGAGCCCACAAAAUGGGGUAUUUAGGGGCAUGGUGGGGAUGGGUCUUGAGAUGCGAUGCUCCCCUUGUAAAUAAACACUUCUGCUGAAAGUAUUGUAUUUCAGAUCCACACUAGGAGUGAAUCAAUAUAGCUGCAGAUGCAGGAGUACCAUAAACUUAGGCCCCCUUAUUAUUAGCAAUUUUUUUGGGGCCUGAAGCAGUGGUUUUCUAGACUUCUGCCCAGGGCCGGCCCUGUGCAUCAGCAAUGGUAAAGAAACAAUUUGCUCUCUGCUGGUGUAUUGCUACUCUACUGAUAUCUGUUUCUGCUGUUGUCAAUGGAUUCUCCCCCUGUCAUUGUGAGGAAGAGGGGUUUUGGAGCUUAAGCAGCAUUCUAGAGUGCCAGAAAGUGAGCGAUUUCUUGAUCGCCAUCGCGUACUUCUCGAUCCCCAUCGAGUUACUCUACUUCAUUAGCUGCUCCAAUGUACCCUUCAAGUGGGUUCUUGUCCAAUUCAUUGCGUUCAUAGUACUUUGUGGGUUGACCCAUUUGCUUAAUGGUUGGACAUACUUCGGCCCUCAUUCUUUCCAGUUGAUGCUGGCCCUUACCGUUGCCAAAAUCCUCACUGCCCUAGUCUCUUGCGCGACCGCGAUUACCCUUUUGACUCUCAUCCCUCUUCUCCUCAAGUUGAAAGUGAGGGAGCUUUUCUUGAAACAAAAUGUGUUAGAGCUAGACCAGGAGGUUGGGAAGAUGAUGAAGCAGAAAGAAGCUAGUUGGCACGUUCGAAUGCUAACCCACGAAAUUAGGAAGUCACUCGAUAAGCACACGGUUUUGUACACCACUCUAGUUGAGCUCUCCAAUACGUUGGAUUUGCAGAACUGUGCUGUUUGGAUGCCGAACGAGAGCAAAACGGAAAUGAAUUUGACCCAUGAGUUGAAAGUUGGUUCUUCAAAGAGGUACCAACGGUCACUUCCUAUUAAUGACCCGGAUAUAGUAGAAAUCAAGAAAAACAAGGGAGUUAGGGUUUUGAGGGCAAAUUCGGUGCUGGGGGCUGCAAGCAGUGGGGGGUCCGAUGAAUUAGGUGCAGUGGCUGCGAUUAGGAUGCCCAUGCUUCAUGUUUCGAAUUUCAAAGGGGGAACGCCGGAGUUUGUGGAGACUUGUUAUGCCAUAUUGGUUUUGGUUCUUCCAAGUGCAAAUGAGAGGGAUUGGAGUUACAAUGAGAUGGAGAUAGUUGAAGUAGUCGCUGACCAAGUGGCUGUGGCUCUCUCUCAUGCCUCUGUUCUUGAGGAAUCCCAACUAAUGAGGGAAACACUGGAGGAGCAAAAUCGGAUGCUUCAGCAGGCGAAGGAGAACGCAAUGAUGGCUAGCCAAGCAAGGAACUCAUUCCAAAAAGUGAUGAGUCAUGGGAUGAGGAGGCCUAUGCACUCAAUGUUGGGCAUACUUUCAAUUUUCCAAGAUGAGAAAUUGGGCUCUGAACAAAGAAUGAUUGUUGACACAAUGGUGAGGGCUAGUAGUGUCCUUUCUACUUUAGUAAAUGAUGUUAUGGAUAUUUCUGCCAAAGAUAAAGGGAAGUUUCCAUUAGAGAUGAAGCCUUUUCAACUGCAUUCUAUGAUUAAGGAAGCUUCUAGUCUUAUAAAGUGCUUGUGCAUGUAUAAGGGUUGUGGUUUUGUUCUUGAUAUUGAGAAGUCUUUGCUUAACCACGUGAUGGCCGAUGAGAGGAGGAUUUUUCAGGUGUUAUUGCAUAUGGUUGGGCAUCUGUUGAAUGUCAGCAACAGAGGGGUGUCUUUCAUCUUUCGGGUAGUUUCUGAAAAUAGUGAGGGGAAGAAUGAUAGAGGUUGGGGAAUGUGGAGAACAAAUGAGGAGUAUGUCAGCAUAAAAUUUGAAAUUGAAGUUACUGAUGGAGGUUCUCAAUCAAAUAAUGGUUCUAUAACGACUGUAAAUUUAGCUGGUAGGAGGCACAAUGGCAAGGAGGGCCUGAGCUUCAGCAUGUGCAGAAAGCUUGUGCAGAUGAUGCAAGGUAGUAUCUGGAUAUCCUCAAAUGCUCAGGGUCAUGCAAAAAGCAUGACUCUUGUUCUCAGGCUUCAAAUCCAACCUUUCAGAAAAGCCAUGUUUGAACUUGAAAAUUUAUCAGAGCAGCCGAAAUCAAACUCGCUGUUCAAAAGCCUUCAAGUUAUUUUAGCCGAUGAUGAUGACGUAAACAGAACAGUGACCAAAAGGCUCCUCGAGAAACUCGGUUGCAGAGUCUCUGCUGUUUCAUCUGGGUUUGAAUGUUUGAGCCUUCUGGGUCCUUCUGGUAAAUCAUACCCAGUUGUCAUUUUAGAUCUUCAUAUGCCUGAAAUGGAUGGGUUUGAAGUGGCGAUGAGAAUUCGGAAGUUCAGAAGCCACAGUAGGCCGUUGAUCAUAGCUCUGACUGCAAGUGCAGAGGAAUACGUGUGGGAGAGAUGCUUGCAAAUGGGAAUGAAUGGAGUAAUCCGGAAACCUGUGCUCCUACAAGGUAUGGCCGAUGAGCUCCGAAGAGUCCUUCAAUGGGCAAAUGAAGGAGUGCUUGUGAAGUAGGAACUCAAUAAUCGCGUGGUGUAGUUUCCUCAAGUUGUUUACGGCAAAUCAACUAUACGAUACUAGUUUUCUCUAACCGCGCUUAUAAAAUUUCUUUGUUCCCAGCAGAUGUAUUUGACAUAUAGUUUAAACCCAGAACAGCUUUUUGUAUGUUCAAAAUACCCACUUGGUAAUAAGAAUUAGAUAUGAUCCUUCA